AUGAUGAUCAGAACUACGACAAAUACUACUACAAGUGCACCAACAAUAGUAUUUGAUAGAUCACCAAGUACUAUUUGUAGCGGAUUUAUUGAUGUACAUGGAACAUGGAAUAACGGUUUUGCAUGUCCAAUUGAAAAUUCAAUCCAAUAUUUUUGUUGUGGUACAGAUACUUAUCGUUAUUGUUGUCCACCUGAUCGUUAUUCGUUUGAAACAAGAUUUCAUAUUGAUUCUAAUCAUGUUAGUGAUAAUCCUCAAACAUAUAAUGGUAUUUUAACUGAUGAAAUUAGUAUGUUAUUAAUUAAUAAUCAACGAAUGAUUAAUAAACAAUUUCAACAAUUUCAAAAAUAUUUUUUACCUACUUUCUUAUUAACAACAACAAUUCUUUUUCUUGUUGGUAUUGCUCUAUGGUUUUGGUUAUAUAAACAUAAAACAUAUUAUGCAUUAACACAUGAUGAUCUUAUGGAAUCAAGAACAUCAAAUCGAAUUCAUAUUGAUUCUUUACCAAGUUUAGAAGAAAAUAUUAAUCUUAGUACAGAACAACAAUCACGAUUUUUAUCACAUUCAUCAACUGCAGUUUAA
Rotaria sordida is the source of this 579-nucleotide messenger RNA. NCBI's taxonomy places the organism in Eukaryota, Metazoa, Rotifera, Eurotatoria, Philodinida, Philodinidae. The record is from the annotation of a GenBank genome assembly.